Salvelinus sp. IW2-2015 is the source of this 1753-nucleotide messenger RNA. The record is from RefSeq and is a predicted model, not a curated record. Lineage: Eukaryota; Metazoa; Chordata; Actinopteri; Salmoniformes; Salmonidae.
CAGAUGGACCAAUACAAUUCAAUUACACGCAUUGCGCGAAAACGGCCCAAUCACAGCUGUGUAUGCAAACCAAAUUAUGAUCGGUAGCAGGAUUUUCUAACAGUAAAAAAAGGUAGCUAAAUGACAUGAAAAGAAAAAGGUUUCCUAAUCAACUUGAAAAAUAAAUGGAGCCUAACGAGAUUGAGRAGGUUCAGGAGACAAUACAGACACACAGAGACAGAGACAGAGCCAGUGGCUGGGUCUUCUGAAGACAACGAGGAAGGAAACCCCUGGUCGCAUCUCAAAGAACACUUCAGCUUCAAGCAGAGAAGAGGAGACAGUAUAAUUAUGGAACGUAAACUCUGCUUACCAAGGAUGGUGGAGGUGGCUGCCUACAAAAACUCUGCGUCAAACUUGAGGAAACAUGUAAUGAGCAAACAUCRAUUAAAGAUGACAAACUACAAUAUGCUAACCUCUUCAACCACAAACAAACCAAGGAACCACAACAGACAGUGGAUCAAACUUCAUGAAAGCAUUCAAUGUUUUUGGUGAGAAGAGCCAGGCAGUCGAGUCAGCAGACCGAGACCCAGAUGCUGAAGAGCCAGCAGAGCAGGUUGAAUACCAAGACACAUAUUCCAUCUUGGAAAAUUACAGUGGCCUAGAAUAUCAACUCCCUCAMCAUCGACAGUGUGCAUGUCACCUGCUGAACCUCAUUCCAACAACAGAUUCUGUGUUGGCAGAAACAAAUAGUGAUAGCUACAAAAGGUUGUCCAGGUGGUCUUUUGCCAAAUYCCAAGCCAUGUGGAAUAAAARGGGCCGGUCAACCUUAGCUGCUGAAGUUGUAGAGAAUGAGUGCAAACUGCAGUUGAUCAUCCAAAUCAAACACUCAACUUACCUGGCUGUGGAGAGUAUCGCACAUAUCAUACAAGAGAAGGGGGAGGAUGCCAUAAGAAAUGUGUGUGAAGAAUUAAAAGUGAAACUGUUGAGCCUGGCAGAAAUGUCCUUCUUGAAUGAGUACUGCAAAGUGAUGAAGCCUUUGGUCUCAGCUUUGAACAUUCUACAGUCUGAGACCAACACAGAUAUGGGGUGGCUGCUGCCAGUGAUCUUCUUACUAAAAACUAAACCUCAAAGGCCGGAAGCAUCUUGCCAAAUGUGCCUACCACUUAUCAGAGCCAUUUUGAACGGUCUCCAAAAGUGCUUUGGWGAAAUGAUGGAGGAGCCACAGCUUAUUGCUGCUGCAAUCCUUCUGCCAAAGUUCAAGACGUGUUGGACUGACAAAGCUGAUGUCAUCACAGCCGGUUUGGCGUACCUGAAGAAUCAUCUUGACACAAUCACACAGGACGAGACUGAGCAUCUAAGGCAGCAUUCAUCUGAUGAAGAGGAUUUCUUCUCAUCACUGACAAUCGGUCAGAAGGUACAGGGGAGCUGGAUGGGUAUCUUGCUAUUCCAUCGGACAAAAUUGAUUUACUUCAUUUGUUUCCGUACAUAAAGAAGUUGUCCCUCAAACUCAACACAGGCCUGCCUGCAUCUGCCGCCUGUGAACGUCUUUUUAGCUGUGCUGGACUGCUCUUCACUGCAAAGCGAACCAGGAUAGACUCAAUUAACUUAGAAAAUCAGUUCUUACUGAAACUGAAUGGCAAAUUCUGAGGGAAGUGAAGUGAGUUAAGUGUUCGAUAGGUAGUUCCACAAAAAAUAUGCCUUUUGAACAUUCCUUUGAACGUUUGUACAUGUAAAGUUGAAGAUUUAAUAUUAAAAUCAGUUGUGCUGGAUCUUA